GCUUACGUUAUAUCACAAUUUUGAUUAGAGCAUAUAUUACUGCGCAUGGACCAGAAACAUUACGGUACAUCAGCAAAAUUAAGCGAACUAGUAGAGACUUUUUAUAAAUUUGAUCCUCGAUAUACCGGAACUCUAAAGAAGAAGGAUAUUUUGCCUGCCCUGCAGAAUCUAGGCUGUAAAAUAAGUGAUGAGGAACUUUCAGAGGCAUUCAAAGCAGCUGAUAUGCUUAACUCCGAUUCCGAAAUAUCACUUAACGACUUUAAACGAAUAUACCAAGAAGUCUGUAAACAUGAUCCCCGUCGCAGUACUAUCGAAAAGGUUGCUUCAAAACAAACUGUUUAUCAAUACGGUGGGGCUUGUGCUGGCGUAAAUGAUGACACUAUACACAGCGUUAGUGAGGAGGAACAAGUUGCAUUCUCCAGCUGGAUAGAAAGAAACCUAAAGGAUGACCCUAGCUGCUCAGCAUACUUUCCAUUUGAGGAAGAGGGUGGUGAUAUUUAUCAAAAAUGCAGGGACGGCAUUCUUUUAUGCAAGAUCAUCAAUUGCUCAGUUCCUGCCACAAUUGACCCGCGGGCAUUGAAUCUUUGCAAAAACCCAACCACUUUUCAAAUGCAUGAAAAUAUAACUUUGGCUCUCAAUAGUGCUCGUGCGAUUGGUUGCAACGUUGUCAAUAUUGGAGCAAGUGACAUUUUGGAUGGUACAAAACACCUGCUCCUGGGAUUACUAUGGCAAAUUAUUAAAAUUGGAUUGUUGAAGCAGAUCAACGUAGUCGCUCAUGCUGAACUUGCCACCUUACUUGAAGGGGAUGAGACAAUUUCUGAGUUUGCAAGGCUAUCACCAGAAGAUAUCCUAAUAAGAUGGGUUAAUUAUCAUCUCAAGGGGACAGAAAGUGGUACCAGAAUGCACAACUUCACAGCCGAUGUUCGCAACUGUGAAGUCUAUGCCUACCUGGUUGAACAGAUCGCUCCGAAAGAGAAGAGGCCGUUCAUGCAUUCCACCAAGGCGAUUCUAGACGCAGUGGAUCUGGUGCAGCGUGCCGAAAUGGUUCUCCAAAAUGCCGAGCAACUGGACUGUCGAGUUUUCGUCCGGCCACAGGAUAUUGUUAGCGGAUCUCAAAGAUUGAACCUGGCUUUCUUAGCCAACUUAUUUCAUGGGUACCCCGCACUCGAGAAACCACCUGAUGUGGAGGAGAAAGUUGCAGAGAUUGAGGAAACUCGUGAGGAGAAAACAUAUCGAAACUGGAUAAACUCCAUGGGUAUAGUUCCGGCAGUAAAUUACCUCUUCAGUGACCUUACCGAUGGACUCACGUUGUUGAAACUGUUUGAUCUAGUGAAGAAACGCAGUGUAGACUGGUCGCGAGUGAACUCCGAUUUAUGCAAGGCUACAGCCAAAAUCAACUUUCAAUGUUUGGAAAAUUGUAAUUAUGCUGUAAACCUGGGUCGUCAGUUCGGUUUCAGUCUUGUUGGACUCGGUGGUGAGGACAUACAGCAAGGGAAAAGGACGAUGACCCUUGCAUUGCUAUGGCAACUCAUGAGGGCCUACACUCUGUCGGUUUUGACGAGGCUAACGGAAGCUAUACCAAUACUGCAUGAUCGGCAGCAAACAGCGGGCCGGUCCCCACCAAUCUCAGAGACGGAAAUCAUUCACUGGACAAAUGAAAAACUCCGUCAAUGUGGAAAGACGAGUAGAAUUUCCGAUGCUUUUGGAUUUGCCGAUCCAGCAUUAGCAACCGGACACACUGUAAUUGAUUUGAUUGAUGCCAUCCGCCCAGGGUCUGUCGAUUACAGUGCGGUAUUGCCUGGAAUGACAAGACAAGAGAGGUUGACCAACGCUCAAUACGCGAUCCCACUGGCCAGAAGAAUCGGGGCUACCGUGUAUGCAGUUCCAGAGGACAUCGUUGAACUUAAGCCCAAAAUGAUCAUGACGAUAUUUGCUUGCCUGAUGACUGCUGCUCUGGACGAUGUUUGCGGCGUUGGCACUCCAAAAAUGAAUGCUGAUAACUCGGGAGAAGUUUUGGAGGACCUAGAUUUGAACGGAAGUAAGCGAAGCCACUUACCGGCUGGCGACAGCUGGGCGGGUCAAGUGAUCGAUGGACCAAUCACAGGUAGGCCAGCAAGGAACACAUUUAGCACAAUGUGGUACCCUUCUUUGAAAGAGAUAGAAAGACCUGACUUAAACCGAGUUUACGUCAAAACAGUCUGCUUUACCCUGUCAAACACUAAAAGUGAAACGCAAACAGGAAAUUCAACGUUGUUUACUACGGGUGGGGGAGCAGGUGAUUGCACUGAGAAUCCCAUUUCUCACUGUGAAAACAAAGAGGAACAAUCGAUAUUGCACGAUAUGCAUUCGAAGAGAAGCGACACCCAUUCGCCUUUCGAUCUUGCUUGCAAAAGAAACGUAAACAUAGAGAAAUCAAGACUAACAGCUUCCAUAUCAGAUUGCUACAAGAAGAUGGACAAAGUUCCUGGACCAUGUCCAACGCCAUUCUCAGAAAAGCUAUCAAGGCCUGUACCUUCAAUAUUUGUUAUAGACGAAGAAACAACAGAGGAUGCUGACAUGCUUUGCUCGGUCGAUAGCAGCCGGACAAUGCGGAAGUUCGUACCAAAAAUAUCCUACGAUAACACAACAUCAAUAUGCACAUUAGAUUCCGAUAUCCCGCGCCACAUUACUGAGAUGGCAGGCGGGGAAAAUGUAAGCCAUCUCAACGUCGUAAGAGAAACUAUUGAAAGUGAAACCAGCCAUGUAUGCCGUAGGCGAGAGCACAAUACCAAUUGGUCACACGGAGGAGGUCGUCUGUUCAUCGCUACAAAGAGUAAAAAGUGACCAACACUUCCGAAACUGUGACUAUCAAGCAACACCUGAUUUCGCAAGCCCAGAAAUCUUGGCCAGAUUGUAAGGUUUUAUUAUUUGAACUUUUCUAUUGGAUAACGACAUCGAUAAAAAUAUAUUUCUCAUCUACGAU
Molecule: messenger RNA, 2962 nt
Organism: Dicrocoelium dendriticum
Lineage: Eukaryota; Metazoa; Platyhelminthes; Trematoda; Plagiorchiida; Dicrocoeliidae
Source: the annotation of a GenBank genome assembly